Schistosoma turkestanicum is the source of this 1486-nucleotide messenger RNA. The record is from the annotation of a GenBank genome assembly. NCBI's taxonomy places the organism in Eukaryota, Metazoa, Platyhelminthes, Trematoda, Strigeidida, Schistosomatidae.
CAAAUAAUGACCUUGUUCACAGACGUACAUAUUACGAACUAAGUUCGUUGUCCAGUAAUAGAAGGAUUGUCAUGAAGUCGCUUCGGAAUUUUGAUGCUUUUGCGAAACCACUAAAAGAUUUUCGUAUUAAAACAAUGUCUGGAGCUAUGGUUUCAAUAAUAAGUAGUUUUAUCAUCGGUAUUUUGUUCACAUCCGAGCUCCUAUCAUUUAUGCGCCCACAGAAUAAACAGGAAAUUAUUGUGGACGUAAACCGUGGAGAAAAAAUGUCUAUCUAUCUGGACAUUACAUUAAACUUUAUCCCGUGCGCAUUUUUAAGCCUGGAUACAAUGGACACAACGGGCGCACAACAACUGAAUAUUAUGCAUGAAGUCUAUAAGACCAGUGUUUCAGUUGAUGGUACACCUUUGUCGGAUAGUGUUCGCCAUGUUGUUAAUGAUGCUUCGGCUGUCACAACUACGAGAGACCCCAACUACUGUGGCUCUUGUUAUGGAGCAGAGUCUCCUUCAAGAAAGUGCUGUAAUACAUGUGAGGAAGUUCAAAUGGCAUAUAAUGAAAUGCGAUGGGUAUUCGUAAAUAUUUCGGCAUUUGAACAGUGCCGAAAUGAAAACUGGGAUGAAAUAAAACGAAAUAUAGGCAACCAAGGUUGUAGGAUUCACGGAAGUUUAACAGUCAAUCGAGUUGCUGGGGCGUUCCAUAUUGCUCCUGGUCAUAGUUAUACUGAAAAUCAUGCACACGUUCAUAGUAUGCAGAGUCUCGGCUCUACUCAUCUCAACGUAUCUCAUUCAAUCAAGGAGCUUCGUUUCGGUAACUCCUAUCCUGGUCAGCUUAAUCCACUAGAUGAAACAACAAUGGCGGUCCAAGAACAUUCUCGGAUGUUUAUUUAUUACUUAAAACUGGUACCGACUAUGUAUACAGGCGUUGGCAGAAAUGAAAGCACUCUGAUAACUAAUCAAUACUCUGCUACUUGGCAUUCCAAAGGUACAGCUCUAUCUGGUGAUGGUCAAGGAUUACCCGGUGUAUUUUUCAACUAUGAAAUAGCUCCUUUACUUGUCAAAAUUACUGAAGAGGAAAAGUCAUUUAUACAUUUCUUAACAAAUACAUGCGCGAUCAUUGGAGGAGUAUUUACAGUGGCAAGUCUUCUGGAUGCAUUCAUAUAUCAAUCUUCAUGUAUACUACGCGAUCGUCGCCAUAAACAUUAACAUUAUUGAAUGUACAUGAUUAUUUGUAAUUUGGUUAUUCCUCACUUCACUUGUCUAUUGUGUUUGAUAAACUGAUUCAGUGCAAACUAUAGAGUAAUUUAUCAUGUCUUUCGGCCUAUCUUCUAUUUUUUUUUCAUAUGAUUUUCUUUGUUUGUGUACAUUGAUAUCAAUAUAAUGUGUAUGAAUUAUUUUACUCGCUCAGAUGACUUUUACCAUUCAUCAUCAUUCCUUGGUUGAAGUAAUAGACGCCAUAAAUAUGAUAACUAAUAUAAAUAAAUCGUUCAUUG